Gracilinanus agilis (Agile Gracile Mouse Opossum) is the source of this 498-nucleotide messenger RNA. Its product is annotated as keratin-associated protein 9-1-like. Bases 31 to 498 code for a protein of 155 amino acids. Lineage: Eukaryota; Metazoa; Chordata; Mammalia; Didelphimorphia; Didelphidae. The record is from RefSeq and is a predicted model, not a curated record. Gene Ontology annotation, cellular component: keratin filament. The transcript has a single exon.
ACCAACCCAGAAGCUCAACCUACCAACACCAUGGUCAGUUCCUGUUGUGGCUCCACCUGUUGUGGUCCAAGCUGUGGCUCUGGCUGCUGCAACCCAUGCUGCUGCCGCCCCAGCUCCUGUAUUACUAGCUGCUGCCAGCCCUGCUGCCGCCCCAGCUGCUGUAUUACUAGCUGCUGCCAGCCCUGCUGCCGCCCCAGCUGCUGUAUUACUAGCUGCUGCCGCCCCAGCUGCUGUAUUUCUAGCUGCUGCCAGCCCUGCUGCCGCCCCAGCUGUUGCCAACCCUGCUGCCGCCCCACCUGCUGUAUUUCUAGCUGUUGCCAGCCCUGCUGCUGCCGCCCCAGCUGCUGCGGGUCUAGCUGUUGCCAACCCUGCUGCUGCCGCCCUACCUGCUGCACAUCUAGCUGUUGUCAACCCUGCUGCCGCCCCACCUGCUGCUACAUCACCUGCUGCAGAACCAACUGCUGCAGACCAGCCUGCUGUGGGUCUUCUUGCUGCUGA